Neodiprion virginianus is the source of this 3348-nucleotide messenger RNA. Its product is annotated as acetyl-coenzyme A transporter 1. The record is from RefSeq and is a predicted model, not a curated record. Bases 418 to 1956 code for a protein of 512 amino acids. Gene Ontology annotation, cellular component: membrane. Gene Ontology annotation, molecular function: acetyl-CoA transmembrane transporter activity. The transcript is spliced from 8 exons. NCBI's taxonomy places the organism in Eukaryota, Metazoa, Arthropoda, Insecta, Hymenoptera, Diprionidae.
CCCAAGCAGUAACCUUGGAAAAUCACACCGACACAACGUGGCACCUGGAAGUGAGGAGACAGCCUUGUCAAUGGCUUGGUAACAUUGUUUUAUUGACGAGCGUCGAGCGAAAUGACAACGAAUUUCAAUUCAGUUACGUAAGGGCUUAGUGAUUCGAUCCUAUUUUCAACAUACCCAGAUUAUCAACUAUUCACACGUGGCGGUCUGUAACCGUGGUAAAACACGGAUAAUCCCGUUGAGGUUAGAUUCAGUCGUCAACCGCACAAACGGUGCACUUGAAAAUUGCCGUAUACGGCAAGUAUUCAACACCGAAUUGAAACAUGUUGAACGUAGCGAUCAUUUGAACGUAGCAAACUUAAUUGGCUAUAGAAUCUGGGAGUAAGAGCUUUUGGCCGCUAAUCGUCGACACAGAGAAAUAUGAAACGACGAUCAGAAAAAAAGAAUACCAUCGAGGAUGGUAGUGGUGAACCUUUUGAUGCUCAACAACAUGGAGACACUCGUGGCGACGAGAAAAACAUCGCUAUAUUAUUUUUUCUCUAUCUUUUACAAGGCAUUCCCAUCGGCCUGUCCAGCGCUAUUCCUAUGAUACUUCAAAACAGAGGAGUUUCGUAUCGUCAGCAGGCAGAGUUCAGUUUUGUAAAUUGGCCGUUCUCGCUAAAAUUAUUAUGGGCUCCCAUUGUGGACUCCAUGUUCUCCCAGAGAUUUGGGCGAAGAAAAACUUGGCUUAUACCUACUCAGUAUUGCAUGGGGCUGUUCAUGCUCUUUUUAUCCAGUAACAUAGAUACUUGGCUCGGCGACAAGAAUACACGCCCAAACAUAGAAUUAUUGACUGCGCUAUUUUUUUCUCUUAAUUUCCUUGCCGCCACUCAGGACGUAGCGGUCGAUGGUUGGGCCCUUACCAUGCUCAAAAGGUGUAAUGUGGGUCAUGCAUCCACAUGCAAUAGCGUCGGACAAACUGCAGGCUAUUUCCUCGGUUAUGUGUUAUUUAUAGCACUUGAGUCGGCAGCAUUUUGCAAUGGUUAUUUGAGAUCAACGCCGUCCGAAGAAGGAUUGGUCACAUUACCGGGAUUCCUUCAAUUCUGGGGCUGGGUAUUUAUCGGCACAACAACCCUGGUCGCAAUUUUCAAACACGAGGACAGUGUGGAGCCUCAUAAAGAUGAACCAGAAAUGGACAUAACACACGCAUAUAAAUUGUUAUUAGAUAUCAUCAAGUUGCCGAGCAUUAAAACACUGGCAAUCAUUUUGUUAACUGCCAAGAUUGGAUUUUCUGCUUGUGAUGCUGUAACAGGUCUGAAAAUGGUAGACGCUGGUAUUCCUAAGGAAAAGAUGGCUUUAAUGGCUGUGCCUAUGGUGCCACUUCAAAUUGUUCUACCAUUAGCCAUAGCAAAAUAUACCGUGGGACCAAGGCCAAUGGACGUUUAUUUGAAGGCUAUACCGUACAGGUUGGCUUUUGGAUUAGUUGCCGCGUUUUUAGUAUGGCUUACACCCUUUGUGGUAGUAAACGGAGAUGUUCCACUUUAUUACUACGUCGGUCUUAUCGUCGUGUACUCCAUCCAUCAGGUCACUCUCUACAGCAUGUUUGUAGCUGUGAUGGCAUUUUUUGCAAGGAUAAGUGAUCCGGCUGUGGGUGGUACUUAUAUGACGCUACUCAACACGCUGUGCAAUCUCGGUGGAAAUUGGCCAGCUACGACCGCGCUCUGGUUCGUCGAUGCUUUCACCUUCAGGCAAUGCAGUACAGAUCCUACAAAUGACUGCAGUACCGCGGCUGAACGAGAGCAAUGUGCGAAUACUAAUGCUGGCGAGUGUCACACGCAGUUGGAUGGAUACUACAUUGAAAGUUUACUGUGCGUUAUCAUUGGUGUUGUCUGGCUGAGGUGGGGGCGAAGAAAAAUCAACCAUUUACAAAAUAAACCACAUUCGGCAUGGCAAGUGGUGACACCGCAUCAUAAAAGUUAACGCCAAGUUUUCAACAUCUAGAUUUUCUAAUAUUUUUCUUGUGCAUGAUAAUCAGGGAAUCGGUAACGACUAAAAUUUUCCAAGAACAAACCAAAAACAAGCACAAAGUUUCGUGUAUAUCAUUUCAGAUCAGUGCAUAAGUCACGCAUAACUUACAUAACAAUAGAAUUAUUUUGGCCUUGCGGAUUUGGCCGACUUCGACACUUAAAUAAAUUCUAAUUAUCAUAAAAUGACUGAAAACUUGGCUUUUAAACGCAAAGGCUGACCCUGAAUUCUCUCGUUGAUUCCAUCUUCGUAAUUAAAAAAAAAAAAAAAACACACAGUUCAAUUCAAAGUUCUGCUCCCAUGAUUCGCAGCACAAUUCGAGCAACACGGAGUGUUGCAAGGUUUCGACGAGAAACUUAAAACUAAGUAUUUAUUUUUAGUACAGACCUAUUUGAAGUAUGUAUGGUGCUUCUAUUCCAUUCGCUAUGUUUUCACCGUAUAUUAAGCGAACAGAUGAAUCAUUGGUGUAAAUUCAAUACAAGAGCCAGUUCGUGAAAGAAUGGUAAUCCGGAAAUAUUCAUUCGUAUUCCCUGGCAAAGUUUUCCGCAAUGGAAAUUUUCCUGCUUAAACUUUUCCAUGGGGUAUAACUGCUUAUUUCCUGUGAGCCAAACUAUUUACUUACACUCUGUAUAAAAGCCGCGAUGGAUCUUUGAGCUGCUUUUGUGUCGUGCGUCGCAAUUAUUUGUCUGAAAUUCGGGCGGGACUCGUUAGAUUUAUUUCACGACAGGUUGUAGAGAAUAUAGUAAUUAAGUAAUCCAAUUCCUAAGAACGUUCACAUGGUGCGGUUCUCUUUUUUGGUUUCCUUCUUUAUUUUGUAUAUUCUUGUGGGAAUUCUUAGCACCGAAGUGGACAGAAACGAUUAUUUAUUAUUAUAAUUUUUUUUUUUUUUUUUGACACUCGUUUCGUCAUAUCUCAUUCUCGAAGUUUAUCGCACGGUGAAAAACUUGACUGUUUUUAUCAGUUACAUUCCCUGCAAGGGACCAUUAAUUUGAACAUAAACGUGAACAUGAAGAUUGUGCAUGAAAAACGAAAUGUAUCGUACGUCUGUAUUUAUAGAAAUUGAAUUAGUCUCGUGUCGAUUUUAUUAGAGGUACCCUGGUGAAAACGGUGUCCAAAAAAAUGUUUCUAUAACGCUUUGAAAUGAGAUUUAUGGUGAAGAUUUAAAAAAAAAAUUCAGAUCACUCAUUAAUAAUAUCAGACUUUGUCGAGAAAUAUUUUUGGGAAUGUUUCCAGUAGGGUACGUAAAGUCCUUGGCUCCAAAGACAGCGAAAUAUUUAAAUUAAAACACCAGUUUGUAUACCACAGUUUGUUAUAAACCACAAUAUACAAAUCGUGAUUUUUGGAGAA